Messenger RNA from Pieris napi, 1820 nucleotides. It is a transcript of the gene serpin-1, whose product is annotated as alaserpin-like. The transcript is spliced from 9 exons. Gene Ontology annotation, molecular function: serine-type endopeptidase inhibitor activity. The coding region runs from base 136 to 1317 and encodes 393 amino acids. Lineage: Eukaryota; Metazoa; Arthropoda; Insecta; Lepidoptera; Pieridae. The record is from RefSeq and is a predicted model, not a curated record.
AUAAACAAAGAUUAUUCUGUGAAUUCCCAAUGACCCGGUAUUGUUUGACAUAACAACAUCGAGAUUUACUUAAAGAGUACACCUUUGUGAAACUGGUUAGUGUGUGGCCGGCAAGAGGACGGAUCGACUGGCAUUAUGAAGCUCGCUUUAUUUUAUUUGUUUUCUGUGGCCGUCGUCACGAUGGCCGAGGACCUAUCGAGAGACCUCAGAAAUGGAAAUGAUGCGUUUACAUCGAGAAUGUUUUCUGAAGUAGUGAAGGAGAAGCCACAACAGAGUGUAGUGCUGUCAGCAUACUCUGUACUGACCCCAUUGGCCCAGCUCGCUUUGGCCUCUGAGGGUGAAUCGCACGACGAACUUCUGAAGGCCAUUGGCAUGCCCAACGAUAAUGCGACAAAAGCUGCGUUUUCACAUGCCGAAAGAAGCCUCAAAUCCGUGAAAGGAGUGGAACUUAAAACAGCAAGUAAAAUAUACAUCGCGUCCAACUAUGAACUAAAUGAAAACUUUGCCACGACCACCCGUGACGUGUUCAAUUCCGAAGUCAAAAACGUAGACUUUACUCAAGGACAGAAGACCGCUAGCGAAAUCAACGCUUGGGUUGAAGACCAAACCAAUAAAAAAAUUAAAGAUCUCGUUGACCCGGAUUCCUUCGAUGCCAAUACUCGUGCUGUUCUUGUCAACGCUAUCUACUUUAAGGGUCUCUGGAAGAGUCCGUUCAGCACUUACGCAACAUACGACCAGGUGUUCCAUAUUACAAAAGAGAAAUCAGCAACAAUUCCGAUGAUGUACCAAAAAUCUGAAUUCAACUACGCUGAGCUUCCAGAAUUAAACGCUAAGAUCCUCCAAAUGUUCUAUGAAGGUGAAGAAGCAUCCAUGAUACUGGUGCUCCCCAAUGAAAUCGAUGGAAUAACCCAGCUAGAGGAGAAAUUAAAAGACCCAUCAGCACUCAACAAAGCCAUUUCUGACAUGUACUCCACUGAAGUCGAAGUCACUAUUCCUAAGUUCAAAAUCGAAACUACAACAAACCUGAAAGAUGUUUUAUCAAAGAUGGACGUUACGAAACUAUUUACACCCGGACAAGCCCGUUUGACUAAUCUGAUCAAGGGACAGGAUGACUUAGUCAUAAGUGAAGCCAUACAGAAGGCUUUCAUUGAAGUCAAUGAGGAAGGCGCAGAAGCUGCAGCAGCCAACGAAUUCAAUAUUGAAUUUCAUUCGGCAAUAAUUUCCUAUCGCGUAAAGAGGUUUUAUGCUGACCAUUCCUUCUUAUUUUAUUUGAAAUCAGGAAAAAAUAUUCUUUUUAAUGGAGUAUUUUGCAAUUAGGUACUGCCAUGUUUAAUACGAGUCAUAUUAUAUAGAUGGUACUCCAUCAAUUGCAUCUUUGUUUAAUUUACCAAAAACUAACAAGACCCUAAAAGAUUUAUAAAAUUAUUUAUUCAAAAUUUAAAUUACUUUUCAUUUCCAAUUAAUGUCAACUCUUCAUUUUCCUUAUUUAUUUUACGUAUAUGCUAUUGAUUACUCCAAUAUCUUGACAAAUUUGUUAAUCAAUUUCCAAUUCAUUUUGAAAUAGACUAUUAAAAGUGAUUUUUUAAUCAAAUUAGCUGAAAUUUGACAGAAUAUUGGUCGUAAAUGUUAUAGCGUAUGAAUUUGCAUGUAUGCGGUUGAGGCUGUUGGCUGUUUUCAUUAUUGCAUUGUUUUGUUUACAUAUAUUUUUAUAAUGUAUAGAUAUUAAUAUAUCUCUAUUUUCAGGUUUAAAUACUCAGGGACGAGGAGUAAAUCGAGUAUUUAGGAAAAGUGUAUACAAUUUUAAAAUAAAUGCUUCAAAU